GGGGCGUGCCCCAAGCUUGGGGGCGGAGCCGGCGCCGCGGUAGGCUGCGGCACUCUCCUGAGCCCUUUCAGCAGUGGUUUGGUCCGGGACCCGGGCCACCCACAGGGAGGUGGGAGCUCCUUGGCCCCGGACUUGGAAGCCCCCGAAGGCAAGACUAGCUCCGUGUUGUUCCUCCCGGGGCUGACCCCGAGGCCCGGCUAUGGACGGCGAGAGCGAAGUGGAUUUUUCUAGUAACAGCGUAACCCCUUUGUGGCGGAGGCGUUCGACCCCUCCGCCUCAGCUGCCGGGCCGGAGCAAGCCGAGGCCCAAGUCUUAUCAGAGUCCCAGCGGGUUGCUGAUCACGGAUUUCCCGGUGGAAGACCGAGGGACGCUCCCCGCCGCGCAGACUCCCGCCCAAGUGCCCACCGGCUCGGACAGCAGGACGGCCCACAGGAGUCCCAUGCUUCUGGGCACCCACUGGAGAGCAGUGGCUAAUGGUGGUAUAGUCUCCUUGGAAUACAAAGCUGCCUCUCCCAGACGACCCAAGUCACCUCAGGUCCCCAAAGCGGUGCCUGGCGGCUCCCCGAAAUCCCCAGCGAACGGCACUGUGACCUCGCUUUCCCCGCUGCCACCGCCGCCGGUGCUGCGCCCCCCGCGGACUCCUAACGCCCCCGCCCCCUGCACCCCCGAGAAAGACCCCGCCGGCUUGACUGCCCACCCAGUGCCUUCCUCUGCUGCCAAUGGCUUUGCCCCUAGUAACGACUCUCCUGGCUCCGGUUCGCAGUCUGGCCAGUUGGCUAUAGACCCGGAACGGGUAACCGGGAGACUGUCUCCUGCGCUCCAGAAAAGGUCUUCUGAACAAAAACUCUCCCUCCAGAGAUUACCCUCGCAGGAGAACGAGCUUCCUGAGAAUCCUUCCGUGAUUUUGAGUACAAACAGCCCUGCCGCCCUCAAAGUGGGAAAACAGCAGAUCAUUCCGAAGAGCCUGGCCUCGGAAAUCAAAAUAAGCAAAUCCAACAGCCAGAAUGUGGAGCCCCAUAAGAGGCUCCUCAAGGUGCGCAGCAUGGUAGAAGGCCUCGCAGCACCCCUGGGCCACGCAGGGGACGAGGCCGAGGUCGACAACGACUUGGACAGCCCAGGGUCUCUGCGGAGGGGCUUGCGGUCCACGUCCUAUCGCAGGGCGGUGGUCAGUGGCUUUGAUUUUGACAGUCCUACUAGCUCGAAGAAGAAGAACAGAAUGUCCCAGCCUGUUCUGAGAGCAGUGAUGGAAGACAAGGAGAAGUUUUCCAGCCUGGGAAGGAUAAAGAAAAAAAUGCUGAAAGGACAAGGAACAUUUGAUGGGGAAGAAAAUGCUGUCUUGUAUCAAAACUACAAAGAAAAGGCCCUUGACAUUGACUCUGAUGAGGAGUCGGAACCCAAAGAACAGAAGUCAGAUGAAAAAAUUGUGAUUCACCAUAAGCCGCUGAGAUCCACGUGGAGCCAGCUCUCUGCAGUGAAAAGAAAUGGAUUAUCUCAGACAGUAAGCCAGGAGGAAAGAAAGAGACAAGAGGCUAUCUUUGAAGUCAUAUCCUCUGAACAUUCAUAUUUACUCAGCUUGGAGAUCUUGAUACGAAUGUUUAAAAAUUGUAAAGAACUGAGUGAUACCAUGACUAAAACUGAGAGGCACCACCUCUUCUCCAAUAUUACGGACGUCUGUGAGGCGAGCAAAAAAUUCUUCAUAGAGCUGGAAGCAAGACAUCAGAAUAAUAUCUUUAUAGAUGAUAUAAGUGACAUUGUGGAAAAACACACAGCAUCCACAUUUGACCCAUACGUGAAAUACUGCACAAAUGAAGUGUACCAGCAACGAACGCUGCAAAAAUUGUUAGCCACCAACCCAUCCUUUAAGGAAGUAUUGUCAAGGAUUGAGUCCCAUGAAGACUGCAGGAAUUUACCCAUGAUCUCUUUUCUCAUUCUCCCCAUGCAGAGGGUGACCCGGCUGCCCUUGCUGAUGGAUACUAUUUGCCAAAAAACACCUAAGGACUCUCCAAAGUAUGAAGUCUGCAAAAGGGCCUUAAAGGAAGUGAGCAAGUUGGUUCGACUGUGCAAUGAAGGAGCCCGGAAGAUGGAAAGGACCGAGAUGAUGUAUACAAUUAACUCCCAGCUGGAAUUUAAAAUUAAGCCUUUUCCUUUAGUCUCCUCUUCCCGGUGGUUGAUAAAGAGAGGUGAGUUGACGGCCUACGUAGAAGACACGGUGCUUUUCUCAAAAAGGACAUCCAGACAGCAAGUUUACUUCUUUCUCUUUAACGACGUGCUCAUCAUCACCAAGAAGAAGAGUGAAGAGAGUUACAACGUCAACGAUUAUUCCUUAAGAGAUCAGCUAUUGGUGGAAUCUUGUGACAAUGAAGAACUUAAUUCUUCUCCGGGGAAAAACAGUUCCACGAUGCUUUAUUCGAGACAAAGCUCUGCCAGUCACCUCUUCACUCUGACAGUCCUUAGUAACCACGCGAAUGAGAAAGUGGAAAUGCUGCUCGGGGCUGAGACACAGAGUGAGCGAGCCCGCUGGAUAACAGCCCUGGGACACAGCGGUGGGAAGCAGCCUACGGACCGAACCUCACUGACCCAGGUGGAGAUCAUUAGGUCUUUUACUGCCAAGCAGCCAGAUGAACUCUCCCUGCAGGUGGCAGACGUGGUCCUCAUUUAUCAGCGUGUCAGCGAUGGAUGGUAUGAGGGGGAACGACUGCGAGAUGGAGAAAGGGGCUGGUUUCCUAUGGAAUGUGCCAAGGAGAUAACGUGCCAAGCUACAAUCGAUAAGAAUGUGGAGCGGAUGGGACGCUUGCUGGGACUGGAGACCAACGUGUAGCCUCCCAGAAGGCCUUUUGUUACUGUGAGAUUUGCACUACUGCGUCUGGUGGGCUGGUUGGUUCUGGGCUGGUUUUAUUGUUAAUUUUAUCACAGCCUAUUUAAUUUAAAGAAUGAAAACACUUGCCUUUAAACUUGCAAGGUUGUUGUGUUCUCUCAGGAGAACAGUCACCAGAUACAGUUCAGUUUUUAGCAUAACCACUCACUCGCAGAUUUCUUUAGGGACACAGGAUCACUGAGCAGGCCACUCCCGGGAUCAGGCCGUCUCAGCUCCUUCCAGCUUCACCAUGUUCUGGCAUGAAAAUGCACAUGAGCUUCUGUUUCCUGGUUUUCUCCUCACUGCACUAAGGUCACCAUUCCUCCUUAAACAUCUCCUGUAUGUGGUUCUCCCAGUAGUAGCAAGAUUUUAUGUCUUUCAGGAAUGUUCAGUUUUAUAAGUAUUUUUCCUGCCUCUUUUAACAUCUGAUUCUAAUGCUAUGUUAAUUUCAAAAGGAACUGGGGCGGUGCCUGUGGCUCAAGGAGUAGGGCACCGGUCCCAUAUGCCGGAGGUGGUGGGUUCAAACCCAGCCCCGGCCCAAAAAAAAAAAAAAAAAAAAAAAAAAAGGCUCAAAAGGAACUGGUAGAGUUCGGAAGGUGAGUGGUUGUGUUUUUCUACACCUCUUCCCAGGAAAGGGACACUGACACUUGAAUUUUUGCCACGUUUUUCCUCAUUAGAUGGUGAGAAGUCUUAUGUAAAGGAAAUAUAUUUUUUAAUUCAUCUCACUCCAUAUUGGUGUUAGAUAAGUAUAGCCUAAUAAACCUAAGCUACUUUAAAUAACAUAGAAUGCAGACAAGUUCAGGGGUGUGAGAAAAUCCUGAGCAUUGCACAGGGGAUGUACUUUUUUCAUUAUUUCCAAAUAAGCUGAUUUAAAAACCUGACGUGAGGCAGCUUUGUUUUCAAUAAUUGUUCCUGCUUCACAGUUUCCAAGUAAGAAAUCAGCGGAAACACUGUAACCAUCUCGAGGAAGGGAAAAUCAGACUUUAGAGGGUAUCAGGAACCCAGCAUGGUACCUAUCUGAAACCUUUUGAGACCUUAGUUGGGAAUCCAUUCUAUUUGGACAGAAGGUCAUACUUGCUGUACUUGCGUGAGUUUCCACAGAUCAUUAUUUCUUCCACUAGUGCAAGGAGAGAGAGAAGUUAUUUUAAUAGUCGGUUUCAUAGAGAUAAAGAGGAUUUGGAAGACUAGGAGGGGAGAAAUGUUUUACUGGCAGCUGUGUGCCUUCUUGACUCCACUCUCUUUGACAAAGGGCUAAAACCUGGCAAAGUGUCCAUUACCAGAGGACUCAUGUCUGUGUGUACCCAGCUACCGUCUGCUAACUGGUUUCUCAAAUGGUAAGGUUACGGAAGUCCAGUGUUCUGGCUCACACACCUAGCACACUGUCACCUCAGCAGCGAGCCAGUGUGGGGGCCCUUGGGGGCCUCUGACCCUUGGAUUUUGCUGUCUUUGUUGCAUAUUUUUGGUUGUAAAAGACAUUCCUGGCCCUGAGUUCCUCUGGGUCUAGGCAAGUAUGUUAAUGAAGUAAUAGCCGGGAGACCACAGAAAGGGGUUUGCAAAACAAGAAGUCUGUCUCCUCUUUUAUAACGUCUCAGACUUUCUAGAGGACAGGCUAAUAUGUUGCAAUUUAAUGUAAGGUCAUGUUUUAUUUAGGAAGGAAGGUAAAUUUGUUGCUUGCAAGAAAAAAUCAUUUUGUAUUAUUUUUGCUAAUACCCAGUUGAAGCUAAAAAAGCAACUAUAUGAAUGAAUCCUGUGAAUUAAUUUAUAAGUAGAGUUGUUAAACAGCUUUGGAAAUAUACGCAUCUUAUAAAUCAAAGCCUUAUUCAGUGAGCAGGUCAAUACUCAUUGGUAAGGUGUGGCUAUACAGCCGGUCUUUCACAAAGUGUUUGGUUUCAACCUUGAAUUGCUUUUGUUUUCAAACCUAGUUCAGUUGCUGUGAACACCACUUCUGAAUUGUACAUUAACUUCAUUUGUGAAGAACAAAACUGUUCAUUUUUGUCCCAGUAAAUUCAGACUGCCUGUACACUUUUGGCAAAAUAUGUGAAUUUAUAAAGAUUUUGUA
This is a messenger RNA of Nycticebus coucang (slow loris), 4913 nucleotides long. RefSeq names its product Rho guanine nucleotide exchange factor 26 (gene ARHGEF26). NCBI's taxonomy places the organism in Eukaryota, Metazoa, Chordata, Mammalia, Primates, Lorisidae. Gene Ontology annotation, molecular function: guanyl-nucleotide exchange factor activity; protein binding. Gene Ontology annotation, biological process: activation of GTPase activity. The record is from RefSeq and is a predicted model, not a curated record. Bases 200 to 2818 code for a protein of 872 amino acids. The transcript is spliced from 15 exons.